AACCACUAUAUUAGUAGGCCUCAUGAACAACAUGCCCUAACCCUAGCUUUCUCUCUACGAAGUCACCCGUUCUGUUCCGACCCACUGGUUUAAAACCGAUUUGCCUCAAGCUUUCGCAAUCUCACACUCGCUCUGAUCUCAAAGAGCUUAAACUCCAUGGGUUCCAGGAAGUCCGACAAUCCACAUUUCGGCGAUGGUGCCAGUCCAGGGAAAAUAUUCAUCGGAGGAUUAGCCAAAGAUGCUACUUUAGAUCAAUUCACGAAAUACUUUGGGAAGUAUGGAGAGAUAACUGAUUCGGUUAUAAUGAAAGAUCGGCACACGGGUCGACCCAGGGGAUUUGGGUUUAUCACCUAUGCUGAUCCGUCUGUUGUCGACACUGUCAUUGCUGAAACCCAUAUCAUCAAUGACAAGCAGGUUGAGAUCAAAAGAACAAUUCCAAAAGGUUCUUCCGAUUCCAGGGAUUUCAAAACGAAGAAGAUUUUUGUUGGUGGGAUACCAACUGCUGUUACAGAAGAGGAGUUCAAGAAUUUCUUCUCAAAUUAUGGGAAGGUAGUGGAACAUGAGAUCAUACGAGAUCACGUGACUAAACGCUCCCGGGGCUUUGGAUUUGUUGUAUUUGACAAUGAACAAGUUGUUGAUAAUGUCUUAAGCAAUGGAAAUAUGAUUGAUAUGUCAGGCUCACAGGUUGAGAUCAAGAAGGCAGAACCAAAGAAAUCCUCAAACCCAGCACCUGCUCCUGCAUAUGGUAGUGAUUAUAGGGGCCGCGGAUAUGGUGAUGUACCUGAUGGUUUUGGUGGAUUUGGCAACUCUUAUAGUGGUUUCGGCAGUGGCAGUUUUGGCCCUGCUUCUUAUAGGACGCUUGGAGGGCUUGGUGGUAGGCUUGGUGAUUAUGGUGGUUAUGGUGGAGGUAGUGAAUUUGGUGGGCGUUAUGGUGACUUUGGUGGUAGUGAUUACAUGGGUUAUCGGGGAGAGCCUUCACUUGGCCAUUCUAGUCGCUUUGGUUCCUACGCGGGAGGGUUUGGUGGGGGAUAUGGUGGGAGUGGAUUAGGUGGAUAUGGCCGUGGAGGUGCAGGAGGCUAUGGCAGUUAUGGUGGAUCAGGAUCUAGUUCUGGUUAUGAUUCUGCACCCGGUGCUGGCUAUGGUGGAGCAGGGGGGCUGUAUGGAAGUAGGGCAGGCUAUAGUGGCGGUAGUCGAUUCCAUCCUUACGCGAGGUAGACAUUGCUAAGCUUUUCCUGUAGGGAGUGCACACAGGUGUCUUGAUUUUCUCGGUGUAUUGCAACUUCUGGUUUGGAGUUCAGUAGACACUUAAAGCGCUUACUACAAGUGGGCACCACUGUCUAGAAGAUCAGAAGAGCCUUUAGUUUGUUUCUGUUGCUGUAUGAAUUAGACAGCCGGAUCUAGAUCAUCAAUCUAGUUAUAUAUGCCUAUGAUUGUCUGUACUAGUUAGACAUAUUUUGUCCUGGAAUUUUAAUUACUUUUUGAGGGCAUUUAUUGUAGAUGCUUGUUGACUCGGGUUUUUCUUCUAUAUCUAGAUUGCCCGGUUACUUUCCCAUUGGCUAGACUGCUAUAUGUUUAUGGGUUCUAGUUACAAUA
Camellia sinensis is the source of this 1593-nucleotide messenger RNA. RefSeq names its product heterogeneous nuclear ribonucleoprotein 1. Lineage: Eukaryota; Viridiplantae; Streptophyta; Magnoliopsida; Ericales; Theaceae. Gene Ontology annotation, biological process: regulation of gene expression. Gene Ontology annotation, molecular function: RNA binding. Gene Ontology annotation, cellular component: chromatin; nucleoplasm. The record is from RefSeq and is a predicted model, not a curated record.